Microbotryum saponariae is the source of this 5151-nucleotide messenger RNA. NCBI's taxonomy places the organism in Eukaryota, Fungi, Basidiomycota, Microbotryomycetes, Microbotryales, Microbotryaceae. The record is from the annotation of a GenBank genome assembly.
AUGGCACGAACGCGACCCACGGCCAAGACAAAGCCAUCUUCCACCUGGUCCCGUAGCCUCUCUGUGCUGCUGCUCGUGUGGGCCACGAUCGCCAGCGUCGACGUCGUCAUCGCGGUCAAGAAGCAGGACUUCAAGACGUGCGAGCAAUCCGGCUUCUGCAAUCGCAACCGACAACUCGCCGACCGAGCCAUCGACGCUUCCUCUGCUUGGAAAUCGCCCUACUCGAUCCCUAGCCCGCCCCGGUUCGAGGCAGGGCGUUACGUCGCGUCGGUCAAGAACGCGCUGUUCCCGUCGAUCGGCUUCCGGCUCGAGAUCCGCUUCCAGCACGAUGGCCUGGCCCGCGUGAUCGUCGACGAGGUCGAUGGCUUGAGGCAGAGGUACAACGAGACCGCUUCCUGGGCCUUGGUGCAAGAACCCGUUCUUGAUCUCGACGACGCUCAUUAUUCGGUCGAGAUCGAUGCCAAGCAAUCGACCAUCUCGUACGGUCCGCCCCAGCACGGCCAACAGGUCCAGGUCCAACACGACCCGUUGCUCAUCACCUUCCUCCGCGAUGGACAACCCCACAUCGUCCUCAACGAGCGGGGCUUGUUCAACAUGGAACACUUUCGCGUCAAACCCAUCGCCGGCCAGGACCAGGGCGAAGUCGUCAUUCAGGACCCGGACCAUCCGACCGAACAGACCGUCAUCGUACCCGAAAAGGCCUACCCGGGCUUCUUACCCGCCAGCGACGACGGCAUGUGGGAGGAGAAUUUCAAUGGCAAACAAGACUCCAAGCCCAAGGGUGAGUGCGCGUUCUCACGCGCUAGAUUUGCACUCGGCUAAAUUUAGCUGACCCGCGCACGGAAACAGGCCCCGAAUCGCUCAGUCUCGACAUCAACUUCCCUGGUUACGAACACGUCUAUGGUAUUCCCCAGCAUGCCUCGACGCUGAGUCUCAAGCAGACCAGGUACGUCAGCGCAUCUGCAGCAAGUUCAAAAAGAGCAGCCCUAAACUAACCGAGCACCCCAACACAGGGGUGGCACGAACGCCUACACCGACCCUUACCGCCUCUACAACCUCGACGUCUUUGAAUACGACGUCGACUCGGAGAUGGCCAUCUACGGCUCGAUCCCCUUCAUGAAGGCUCACCGCGCCGGAUCGACCGUCGCCGUCUUUGCCGCCAUCGGAUCCGAGAUGUGGAUCGACAUCACCAAGAGCUCGACCCCCAAGCUUAUCACCUCGGCCUUCAAGAAGAGGUCCAGGGACGGCGCGUCGACGGAUGCGGGUCCUUCUCCGGUCACAACGUCGACGCAUUGGAUCGCCGAAUCGGGCAUCCUGGACCUCUUCGUCUUCUUGGGUCCUUCGUCACUCGACAUCUUUGACCAAUACACGACCUUGACGGGCAAGAUCCCCAUGCCGCAAUACUUCGCUACGGCCUACCACCAAUGUCGAUGGAAUUAUGUCAACGAAGAGGACGUGCAGGAGGUGCAGACCAAGUUUGACGAGUUUGACAUCCCCAUGGACGUGAUGUGGCUCGACAUCGAAUACGCCGAGGAGCACAAGUACUUUAUUUGGAACAAGGACUACUUCCCCACACCUGAAAAGAUGCAGCAGAAACUAGUCGAUCGAGGGCGUCAGGUGAGCAUGACCAUUAACAAAGCGCACUCGCGGUGACUUGGAUCAUUGACAUCUUGAGUAUCUGAGUAUCUCCAGCUCGUCGCGAUCGUCGACCCGCACAUCAAGCGCACCUCGUCGCUCCACGUUUACAAAGAAGCGCAAGAUCUCGACGUGCUGUGCAAGGACCGCGACGGCAACGAGUACCGCGGAUGGUGCUGGACCGGCGACUCGGCUUGGGUCGAUUUCUUCCACCCCAAGAGUUGGGACUGGUGGGUUUCGUUGUACAGGUUCGACAAGUUCGUCGGCUCCACCAAGAAUUUGUUCAUUUGGAACGAUAUGAACGAGGUGGGUCUCGCGGUCGUAGGCGAGUGAGCGUCUGGAGUUGGCAACUAACUUGUCCUCGAUGCCCGCCUACCUUAGCCAUCGAUCUUUGACGGACCCGAGAUUACGAUGCACAAGGAUGCGAUCCACUAUGGAGGAUGGGAACACCGCGAUGUGCACAACAUCAACGGCAUGCUCUACGUAGGUUCCCCGGAGUCGCCGCAGCUGAUCGGGGCGAUCGAGCGAUCACUGACUGCCGAGACUCCUUGCACCCGCAGCAAAACAUCACCGCCCGGGGUUUGGUCGAGCGUGAACCCGUGCCCAGGCGCCCCUUCGUGCUCACUCGCGCCUUCUUCGCGGGUUCUCAGCGCUUCGGCGCCAUGUGGACCGGUGACAACCUCGGCCGUUGGUCACAUCUCCAAUCAACGCUGCCGAUGCUGCUGACGAACGGUAUCGCGGGCAUGACCUUUGCCGGCUCGGACACGGGAGGUUUCUUUGGUGACCCCUCCGAAGAGAUGAUGACGCGUUGGUACCAAGUCGGCGCCCUUUCGCCCUUCUUCCGCGCCCACGGUCAUCUCGACACCAAGCGUCGCGAACCUUACCUUUUUGCCGAGCCUUACCGCUUGAUAAUGCGCGAUUCGAUUCGCCUGAGGUACAAGAUCUUGCCGGCGAUGUACACGGCCUUUUACGAAGCGAGUCGCACGGGUAUCCCCAUUUUGCGUCCACAAUACGUCGUCUUCCCCAACGAUCCCAAGGGUUUCGACAUGGAGGAUCAGUUCUACCUCGGUUCGACCGGAUUGUUGGCCAAGCCCGUCGUCCACGAAGGGGUGACGCAAGCCGAAGUCUAUAUCUCCGACGAUCAGCCUUACUACCACUACUUCAACCACGAUCUUCAUUUCGGUGUCGCGUCGGGUGGAACGACGAUCAAGGUCGCCGCGCCGCUCGAUUCAACCCCUCUCUUCCACCGUGGUGGUUCCAUCUUCCCUCGCCGCGAUCUUGUUCGUCGUUCGUCGAUCUUGAUGUGGAAGGACCCCAUCACCCUCGUCGUUGCCGUCGACUUGACCGGCACCAAGGCCGAGGGUUCGCUCUACCUAGACGAUGGCGAGUCCUUCGACCACGAAAAAGGUGACUUUGUCCACCGAGGUUUCCAGCUCGCCCCUGCGUCCCCGGACAGCAAGUCCCUCGUCCUCUCUUCGCGCUCGCUCGUCGACGCGUCCGCCGUCGGCUUGAAAACGUACGAUGCGACCUCGAACGCCUGGGCCAAGAAGAUCGAGGAUGUCGUCGUUCGAGAGAUCCGCAUUCUCGGUCUCGCGAGCAAACCUACCUGUGUUCGACUCUCGGGUACGCAACAAGGCCUCGAAUUCGACUGGAUGGACGGCCUGGCCGCCUCGAGUGCUCGUCGACGCGGUGGAAGACGUUCGACCGAACUCGUCAUCAAGGAUGCCGGAGCGCUCGUCGUGCAAGACUGGGACAUCACCCUCGACUUUGAAGGCGACGCUUGCCUGACCGUCCCUGCCAUCGACCAUGAAGCUCGCUUGCAAUCUCCCGAAUGCGCACCCGGUCAGUUCUACUGCCAGAACCAAGGCUUCACACCCAGCUGUAUCCUUCGUUCGCGCGUCAACGACGGGAUCUGUGAUCCUGAAUGCUGUGACGGUUCGGACGAAACGGACGGCAAAGCCAAGUGCGGUAACUUUUGUGCUGAGCUCGGAAGGGAGAACGCGAGACUUCUGGCGGAAAAGAAGAGGAAACAUCGUGUUGGCGCUGCGAUUCGUCGGGAUUACAUCAAGUUCGGCGUCAAGGAGAAAGCGAGGCUACGGGACGAGAUCGAAAAGGGCCAAAAGGAACUCGAAAGAUUGACGGUCAAGCAACAGUCGUCGCAGGCCACUUUGGAGAGGUUGGAGAAUGAGGCGGCGGGAGAUAUUCAGCGAAAGAAGGAGAGCUUGUUGUAUGAGAAGAUUGUCGAGAUGCAGCAUGCGAUCGAGGCGUUGCAGAAACAUCGUCAGAACCUCGAGGGGCAUAUCGUCGAACUGAGUGGGGUGUUGGCGGAUCUUUCGGUGAGUUCAUCGUGCGGACUUCGUGGGAAGUAUAGAACAAUAGCUGACUCGUAUACCGCUCGUGCUUACUUGUGUGCAGCGCGACUUCAAUCCCAACUACCAAGACAUGGCCGUCCUCGGCGCCACUCGAGCGUUCAAGGAAUGGCAAACGACGAACAACCUCCUCGACGAAGAUGGCAAACCCUACCAAGCCGAAGGCGAGCUCCUCCAGGUCCCCGUCGCCAACGACAUCGUCGACUUGACCGAUGACCAACUUAAUGCGCUGUGCAACGAGGACCCGCUCAACCUCAUCGAUAGCUUGUCGACUCGCGUUGGCGAGCGUGUUAUUCCGAGCUCUUCCUCGACGAGUAAGUUCUGGAAUAUGGGCAAGCGUGUGGGUGCAAGCUCCUACAUGCUCACGUUAUCUCGUGUUUGGCGCAGUCUUCAACAUCGGCGAGUACAUCCCCGACAAGUUCAAGCCGCGCUACGAUGCCUUCAAGAAGAGCUUGAUGGAUGUACUCGUCAGCACGGGCAUCAUCUACCCUUCCGCGUCGACGGAGGGUGCCGAAACGGCUGGUGAGUACAUUCGAACGGAGCUGCUUCCCUUCCUACGUACCGUUAUUGACAGUACAUGCAUAUCUUGGUAGAAUUGACGUCUGCACGCGCGGCUGUCAGCGCUUUGGUAGAUGAGAAGGGUCGACUUGAAGAGCGCAUUUCGUCGGCCCAGGAUGACCUCAACCGCAAUUACGGACGCGAUUGGGAAUGGAAAAAGCUGGCCGAGACAUGUCUUGAGAAAGAGCACGGCGGGUGAGUUAGGCUUGAAGCAUUUGAUCACAGUGUCACUAGAUCACCCAUCGUACUUGUCCUAUAAAAUCACAGGUUCGAGUACAACGUCUGCUUCUUGGACAAGGCUGAACAGAUUCAACACGGUGUGCGGACAUCACUUGGCACCUUCUCCGGCUGGUCCCCGACCGCGACCGUCGGAACGGACGAGUACUACCUCGAACAGAGCUACAGCGAAGGAGCGCGAUGCUGGAAUGGACCCGUGCGAUCGUCGAGGGUCUUGUUGACCUGUGGGACGAAGAACGAGCUCGUGUCGGUGACCGAACCGGACAAGUGCUUGUAUCUGUUCAAGAUCAACACACCCGCCGUUUGCUUCGAGGAGGCGACCAACUCGUCGAACGAGAAGGAUGAACUUUAG